Nelumbo nucifera (sacred lotus) is the source of this 1281-nucleotide messenger RNA. Lineage: Eukaryota; Viridiplantae; Streptophyta; Magnoliopsida; Proteales; Nelumbonaceae. The record is from RefSeq and is a predicted model, not a curated record.
CUACUUUGUUCUUUAUCAAUCCAGGUUAUUGCCAUCAAGGAUAUCAUACGACCUCCACGGAAAGAGAACUUCAAUGAUGUAUUCAUUGUUUAUGAAUUAAUGGACACUGAUCUUCAUAAGAUAAUACGCUCCAACCAACCGUUGACGGAUGACCAUUGUCAGUACUUCUUAUAUCAGUUGUUGCGAGGAUUAAAGUAUGUACACUCAGCGAACGUCCUCCACCGUGAUCUCAAGCCAAGCAAUUUGUUUCUAAAUGCUAACUGUGAUCUUAAGAUUGGUGACUUUGGAUUGGCAAGGGCAACAUCUGAAACAGAUUUCAUGACUGAGUAUGUCGUCACUCGGUGGUAUCGAGCACCAGAGUUGCUACUAAAUUGUUCAGAAUAUACUUCUGCAAUUGAUAUUUGGUCAGUGGGUUGCAUACUUGGUGAAAUCAUGACACGGGAACCCCUGUUUCCAGGCAAAGAUUAUGUUCAUCAAUUGAGGCUUAUCACAGAGUUGAUAGGUUCACCUGAUGAUGCCAGUCUUGGGUUUCUUCGAAGCGAUAAUGCCCGGAGAUAUGUUCGGCAGCUUCCACAAUACCCCAGACAGCAAUUUUCUGCUAGAUUCCCCAAUAUGUCUCCCAGUGCUCUUGAUUUUCUGGAGAAAAUGCUUGUGUUUGAUCCAAACAAGCGUAUCACAGUCGAUGAGGCACUGUGUCACCCAUAUCUUUCAUCUCUACAUGAUAUCAUCGAUGAGCCUGUUUGCUCAAGGCCUUUUGUUUUUGAUUUUGAGCAACCAUCAUUCACUGAAGAGAACAUCAAGGAACUCGUAUGGAGGGAAUCUGUGAAGUUCAACCCUGGCCCAAUUCAUUAGGAUGUGUGAGAUGGUAAAUUGGUAAUUGCUGCAAAUACUGUAGAUUGGUUUCUCAAGGUUCAAUUCAUUCCUAUCACAAUCCUUACAAAUAAGAGAUGAGGACCGUAACUGAGAUGUCCCGUGGUUAAGUUAUGAUAUUCCGUAAACUUGAAACAAAUUAUGCUGUGUGAUCAGAGACCAAAAUUUUAUCAAACCCCAAAUCUGUAUUUGUGCAGGUCCUUGUAGACCAUGUUGGUGCUGUUAUACUUACCACCAGUAUCAAGGGCAUAUUAUUGGUUUAGAGCAUUGGACAAGAAGAUUGUAUAAAGUUGUACGGCUCAUCAACUCUUUCUCAGCUUUUAGAUAAGGUGUGUCAAGGGGAAGAGUUGUACUGUAUGGAUCCUUAAAUAAUUUCUUGCCAUUCUCUUAGAACCUAGAGGUUGCAGUUAA